AUGCUCUUCUGCCCUACAUGUGCCAACAUUCUUGUUAUUUCAUCUGAGACAGGGUACAAUAAAUGGUCCUGCAAUACCUGCCCUUAUGAAUUUCCGAUCACGAAGCAGAUGACUUCACGAACAAAGCUCGAACGAAAGACUGUAGAUGAUGUAUUAGGUGGAGACGAGAUGUGGAAGCAUGCUGAUUCGACCCUGGCUUCUUGCGAAAAAUGUAAUAACAACAAGGCCUAUUUCUAUCAGCUACAAAUUCGAUCUGCGGACGAACCUAUGACAACUUGUGCGCUCUGUACUUCGUGCGCGCAUCGUUGGAGGGAAAAUUAA
This is a messenger RNA of Lentinula edodes (shiitake mushroom), 321 nucleotides long. RefSeq lists its product as uncharacterized. The record is from RefSeq and is a predicted model, not a curated record. Gene Ontology annotation, molecular function: DNA-directed RNA polymerase activity; zinc ion binding; nucleic acid binding. The transcript has 4 exons. The coding region runs from base 1 to 321 and encodes 106 amino acids. NCBI's taxonomy places the organism in Eukaryota, Fungi, Basidiomycota, Agaricomycetes, Agaricales, Omphalotaceae. Gene Ontology annotation, biological process: DNA-templated transcription; termination of RNA polymerase III transcription. Gene Ontology annotation, cellular component: RNA polymerase III complex.